GAGCGUCGCAUAAUUGAACACACCUACACACAAUGCCGAAAGCUGCACGCCCUACGUCGUCUUCCCGACAGGAGAGACGACACAAUCCAUUAAGUGAAGAAUAUUCGCCAACAGCUCCACUUAAGCAAAAGACCAGCAAGAAGCGGAAGAGUACACGUGAGGGAAACAGCCAGGAAGGAUAUGUGGACAGCAAGUCGUCGCGGCGAAUUCUCGACCUCGGUCAAGAUCUCGCAGAUGAGGACGAAGCAGAGCGACAAGCACAACGGCCUCCGGUAGCCAAUCCGGCAUUCACAUUCCGAGACGAAGAGGGCGAAGACGAGGAAGGCGGGGCAGAGAUUGGGGACUAUGACCAGGAAGAGGCAUGGGCGUCGGAGGAUGAGGAGGUCGAGGAAGUAGAGAUUGAUCCUGAAGACAACGAAACUUGGAACAGACUCAUGGGUGGUGGUGUGGAUCCAUCUAAGUUGUUCGAUGGCCCAGGCGAUGGAGAGGACGACGAUGAGGAUGGAGAGCCCAAAGGACCCGACUAUCUCUCCAAUCUCAUCCUGGAAAAGAUUGCAGCGCAUGAAGCGGCUCAGCAAGGAGGCCACGGCCAAGGACAAGAACCACAGCGAAUACAAGGCGGCGGCGCACCAGAAGAUGCAGUUGAGCUGGAUGCGAAAGUGGUGGAGGUGUAUACACAAGUCGGCCUACUGCUGUCAAGAUACAAAAGUGGCAAGCUGCCCAAACCAUUCAAAGUUCUUCCUACACUACCACAGUGGGACAUCCUUCUGGACAUCACACGGCCUGACAGCUGGACACCGAACGCCGUAUACGAAGCAACAAGGAUAUUCACAUCCUCUAGGCCAGCAGUCGCCCAGGCAUUCUGCCAGGAUAUCCUAUUACCGAGAGUACGAGAAGACAUCCGCGAGACGAGGGAAUUGAAUGUACACCUGCACAAAGCCAUGAAAAAGGCACUGUACAAGCCCGCGGCCUUCUUCCGAGGACUGCUAUUUCCCCUGGUCGGUUCCGGGACAUGCACGCUACGAGAGGCUCGCAUUAUCGCAUCAGUCCUUUCGCGUGUUUCGAUACCAGUGCUGCACUCCGCGACAGCUCUUUAUCGACUAUGCGAAAUUGCUGCUGAUCAGAUGAUGCAUGACGUCGAAUCAGCCGGCGCAUGCAACAUCUUCAUUCGCACACUUUUGGAGAAGAAGUACGCGCUGCCGUACCGCGUGGUCGAUGCACUUGUCUUUCACUUCCUACGUUUCCGACAGAUGCAGGAUCAAGGAGGAGAUGAUGUGAGCAUGGAAGGAACGAUGCAAGGCUUUCCUGGGAAGAAAGGCGCAGGAGAUCCAAAGCUCCCCGUAUUGUGGCAUCAGUCUUUGCUUGCUUUCGCACAACGCUACAAGAACGAGAUCACAGAAGAUCAGCGAGAAGCUCUGCUCGACCUGCUGUUGGUAAGAGGCCACAAGCAGAUCGGUCCUGAAGUUAGGAGGGAGCUGCUUGAGGGCAGAGGGCGAGGCGUGGUGGCUGACGAGACAAUGGCUGACGGAGGCGACGAUACCAUGAUGGACGCUUAAGAAAUGUCUAGAUUCUGAGGGGAAGCAUAGACAUAUUUACUUCAAUCGGCAGACUGCCAAUGAGACGCUCGAAAGAGCAAGUUU
Cercospora beticola is the source of this 1640-nucleotide messenger RNA. It is a transcript of the gene ENP1, whose product is annotated as snoRNA-binding rRNA-processing protein ENP1. Gene Ontology annotation, molecular function: snoRNA binding. The record is from RefSeq and is a predicted model, not a curated record. Gene Ontology annotation, biological process: rRNA processing. Gene Ontology annotation, cellular component: preribosome, small subunit precursor; cytoplasm; nucleolus. Lineage: Eukaryota; Fungi; Ascomycota; Dothideomycetes; Mycosphaerellales; Mycosphaerellaceae.